AUGAGUGAGGGGAUGUUAUCUAAGUCCAGCCUCCUCUUGUUGAUAUACGAAAUUAUAAAAGUGAAUAAUGAUAUUUUGCAGAACAGUGAUUUCGACUUAAGCAGCGAUGCCUCUGACGAUGACGACAUUAGCGGGGGAUCAACAGAAAAGAGGUUACCCUACGGUACGGACGAGGCGGCGGUGGGUACCCCCCAGCGCGAGGAGGGCACUAUUAGCGGACGGGUUCGCGAGCGUGGGGUGCGCAACGAUGCCGUUUGUAACGGUGCGAAUGGAAACCUGCUUGCAGAUGGCGCCACAUCUCCUAACGGGCAUAAACCAAGCGGCAAAGGCAAGGACAGCCCCAUGCACCCACCCCGCAGUGCCGAGGAGGAAAAGAUAUCGAACAUUUUAUCUGGGAAGUUAAAAGGCAUGGGAAAAGACAUCGGCAGGAAGCUCAUCGAGAGAGUGCUCAUUUACAGAAACGACUUUAGUGAUCUUAAGGACAUCGCCAAACUGAUUGGAAGAGACGUGUGGUUAAUUUUGUUCAAUAAGAGUGUAGAUAAAAUACAAACCUACAAAAAAGGGGUGUAUGUCCUUAUCGACAACGACAUGGGCACUUACCUAAACCAUUUGCUUCUCGACAACAACACCAACCAGAAGGCAAACUUUACUCACUACGUGCUUGUAUUAAUACUUGGCAUCAUCAAAGGCAUCCUGCAGCGGUUCCGUAUGAAGGGUUCCGUCACCUACACCCUGGACUACCCCACUUGUACGACAAUGCGAAAGAGGAAGAAAAGAGAGAAAAAAAAAAAUGCAUCCCGAUCUCUAUAUUCCAAAUCACACCCACCGUACUUUACACACUUAUGCCAACCUCGUAGGACGAAGAAAUCGAUGUGCUCCUUCCAGAUAAAUAUAAUAGACGAUUAG
This is a messenger RNA of Plasmodium inui San Antonio 1, 906 nucleotides long. RefSeq lists its product as hypothetical. Lineage: Eukaryota; Apicomplexa; Aconoidasida; Haemosporida; Plasmodiidae. The record is from RefSeq and is a predicted model, not a curated record. Gene Ontology annotation, biological process: endoplasmic reticulum to Golgi vesicle-mediated transport; regulation of GTPase activity. Gene Ontology annotation, cellular component: trans-Golgi network; TRAPP complex; cis-Golgi network. The coding region runs from base 1 to 906 and encodes 301 amino acids. The transcript is spliced from 2 exons.